GCUGUCGGGAGAAAGCAGAGCACUUGGCACCGGAGCCCGACCCCGGCACGACGGUCUGUUCGCUCCUCAUCCGUCUCCCUGCCGGCCGUUUACAGCGGCGCUUCCCGCGCAGCGCUUUGCUCGAGGAGGUUCUGACAUGGAUUGAGUCCGAGCCAGAGGCCAAGGUGGAGAACGGCAACUUCCGCGUCGUCCAGAAAUGGAACCCUCCACGGCCGAGUCCAUCGGCCAACUCUCCGCGACCGGACCAGGCGAAGGAAAGCCUAGCUUCCCUGAACUUUGCGCGGCAAGAGGCUUUGUUCCUCCAGAGCUUCACGGCAGAUUCCAUGGAAGUUGAAGAAGACUUCACAACUCCACAGGUGGAAGUGGGUGGCUCUGCACCCUCACGGCCAGGCGAACCACGAGCACGAUUCGGUCUUGUCUGGGG
Molecule: messenger RNA, 424 nt
Organism: Durusdinium trenchii
Lineage: Eukaryota; Dinophyceae; Suessiales; Symbiodiniaceae
Source: the annotation of a GenBank genome assembly